AUAUUGCAUUAAGCAAGAGAAUUCCUCUUUUCAAAAUCUAAACAUUUUUCAUCAAGAACCGAUCAUGCGAUGUAGAAGCAGCUUCGGCGUUCUUAAAAUUCUCUUGGUACGUUGCAUGUUUUGAGCGCCUUCAUUAAUAAAGCUAUCAGCGAGUUGGCGAAUAACCGCUGCUAAGCUAGCUAACUAACUAAACUUUCUCUGUUCUUUUUGCAGUUCUCGAAACUGUUGCUGGUGAUUUGUUUAAGGACAGAAGCGGAGUACAUCCAGACAUCAAAAAGUAACGUUUUAAAAUCCUUUUUCCCUACGUAUUUGAGUUUGUUAUUAUACGGGAGUGAAAAGAGAUUACACCUGCAAGUAUUUCCAUCUAAUUUCGUUUCUCGUUUUGUUUCUACUUUUGGAAAUAAUUGCUCGAAAUACUUCAUUCAAAUACACCGUUUACCCUGAAAUUAAGUUUCUUACUGAUGCCUUCAGUUAACUGGUUUACGUACUAUGGUUACAAAUGCGAGCAGAAUAGCGCAUUCAUGUAACGUACAUAAUCGGAAAGCCAUGAUUUUUUUCUGCCUUAACGUUAUGUUACAGACCUACGUUUUAUUAAUGAGAAUAUACAGGCUAUAUCACCUACUUCUCCGAGAGUUAUAGCCUUUUCGUUCACGUAUUUUUUUUAAGAUAAAGAAUUCCUUUGAAGAGGAAAGUAUUUAUUACUUUCCGGAAUAUUCUAUGCAAAGUGUGUUAAUUAAUACCAGUUUUUGCUGUCAGAUGCACAUAAACUCACUGAUCGAUAUAAUUACAGGAACAAGACAGCAAAUACUCGAGAAAAAUAUCUAUUCUGUCAAUGAUACGGAGAGUUACCCCCGAAAAGUGGAUAGCAUAAAUUUCACGUUUUAAGCAACAUGUAAUAUUAAUUUGGGUUUGUAAUGGAGUGAAACGGGAAUUUUAUAUAUACUGACUUUAAAUUAACUUGAAACAAACAAAGCGUAGAUUACAAUAGGUUUUCUAUUUUAGAGGUGACCUUCUGAAACAGAGGACCGAGAAAGCUUGUGAAAAAUAUCCGAGAUGAUUAUUAAAACAGGGGAAACGUUUAUGAAAUAUCGUUCCUGUUAGGAACAACAAGCCAUUGAAAAUGCCGUUACUAGUAACAAUUUUAAUUGGUGAAAAGCCUCUGAUUGGUCGAUAUUAAGAACAGGUGAGAGAGUCCAAUAUACGCCAGAAGUGGUUCCUCAGUAUUGUCGUGAAUAUCUCCUCAUUUUAACUCGACACGCGAAGAAAUAAUCCCUUAAAAAGCGGUCUAAUGAUUCCUAGAUGUUAUCUUGGGACUCAGUGUCACAACAUAAACGGAUAUCGGCCGUAUUUUUCUCUUUUUCGGUGCCAAAGAAAUGAUUGAAAGAAGUUUGUCUUGUUCUAACUAGAUCGAAACUAGAACUUUCCCUUAAUCAUCCUUGCCCCGCGUAAUUGCGACGUGGGGAUUGACAGAUGUCAGUGCGGGUUGCCUACUACGUCAAAAAGCGUUUUCUAGUAUUCGCUUUACCCCACAGUAAGUCGGAACCUGCUGUAAAAGUCAAUUCAGCGACUUUUAGUUGAACGAUUUAACAAAAUGUGAUGUCAGUAGUAGUACCCUGGGAAAGAUCUAUUCAGUUUGAUUUUCGAACCUCGCGAUAAUUGGAACAAAAUUUGACUCUUUUCCUCGAUCAAGCUGUGCAAGUUUACUCUCAUUUUUUUAACCUCCUAAUAACCCGAACGAAUUUCCUUUUCUUCCGACGGUUUGGACAAUCCUAACCUUCGAUCAGACGGUCCUUCGAAAAAAAACGCCUUAUCGCAGGCUAGGACAAUCUGUAAUUCACUGUUUUUUAGAUGGUCGUACUUUCAAUAUAAUUUUAGUCAGAAACAUCAUUAUCAGAAAAAACAAACCACAGGGACUCAUUUUGUCCAUCAUCAGCUUCUCUUGAAGGGUCAAACUUUUUAGCUCAAAGUGACUCUUUUGGAUAGAAACUUUAGUGUAGCAAAGUACAGCUGAAACUACAUAGUACAAAAGUUCUCAAUAGGUCAUAGGGGUUUCCUCCGAUCCUCGAACUCAAAAUAACAAAUCGACGUCUCUAAAAGCCCACUGCUAUUAUUUUGCUAAAAUAACCAUAUAUUAACAGCAGCUUAGAACUGUGGUUAAUGUCAACAAGAAAUUUUCCUAAGUCGUAAGAGUGGAAUAAUGUAAGAAUCUUUAAACUUUUUUUAAAAAAGAUAUCUUUAAUAAUGCACCCUAACCAGUGGCCUGUUUUAAAGCUCGAGCAGAUUUCAAUAGCUGUUUUCAAGAAUGGAAGGAUAACAGGAAGUUACAGGGUGUACCUCUCUUGCUGUUGCCAGCUACAUGGAACAAAAAAAAAUCUCAUAAUAAGUGCGUUGGCAAAGCUUUAUUAGAAAUUCAUAGUUUUUUCGACGGUUAGUUUCCUUUAUUUUUUAAAAUUACCGAUACUGAGUGCGACUAGGUCUUGAAAAGCUAUGAUUGAACUGUUUUGAAGCGUUGUUAUCAACUUUAAUGGAUUUUAGAGGCUUGAAUAUCACCUUGUUUGCCCGUCUGAGGUAAAAUAAGGGAUUAUCUAGGUAAUUCUUUUUUAAAACUUGUAGAUAUAAAUUUUUAAACGGUUUCAAAUCCAGAAAAAUUUAAAAGCUGAGUAUGAUGUAUUUGCAUGUCAAAAAGUAGAUAAUAACAUAUUCGGAUCAAUUUAGGUUCCUGGGAAACUGCCCACCUACCCCUCCCCUAAGCCAACAUUUUGCCCUAAGUGAGAAGUAAUUGAGAAUGUAGGACUUCUGCGAGUUAUAAAAGGACACGAAACCAGGUUUGUGCGACAAACAUCCUGCAUAUCGCUAAGACUGGAAUGUCGAUAUAUGCUUAUGCGCUUUUUCAGGCCGGGAAUCAUCCUGAGCCAUCCUGACAAAAUCGUUCCUCACAACCUGAUCAAGCAUGGCAUCUCUUGUUUCUUUUGUAUUGUCCAGUCCGGAGUCAGCCCUCAUGGUGUCGAUGUAUGUAGUUCUUGGUCUACCUCGAUUUGGGUGACCAUGUUGAGGUGCCCAAACGGCUUUUAGCCAGACAUUGAAAACAGCCGUCCAGAAGGAAUGUUUUCCCUUAGCAUGAUAAGAGAUUAAAUGAAUUUUUCUUGUAUUUCUUCCAAAAAUGGGCGUCCAUAGGACGGCUGGACACCCCAGGGGCACCCAACGGCAAUUUUCGGAAAAAUAUCUGUUCGGAAGACGAUUUGAGAUCUAGAAUUUUCGGAGCAUUUGUUGUAAAAUUUCUUGCUUGCCUGCCUCUCCUAGGAUUUUCGAACACCUACAAAAUGGUAUAAUUACCCAUUUUUAACGGAUUUUGAGCCUAAAAAAGGCCACCUAGAAUUUUCGGGAGCCUUUUCCUGACUGAAAUUUUCGAGGAGGUAAGUUUUAAUCCCUAUAAUUUUCGGAUCACUAGAUUUUCAGCUAGGAAAUCCGAACAGAUGAAAAGUUUUUAGGGGAUAAAAAUAUGCCUAUAUCUACCGUUUGAAUACUAAAAUACGUUCAACAAUGCUAUGUUAAGUGGUUUUGAACUAUAUCCUCGUUGGGUGCCCCUGGGACUCCCUUCUGGCUCAAACCUUGUUCCCAAAGCAACACUUUUGAAGCCGUCUCUUCAUUGUGACGAGCACAAUGGCCAGCUUAUCUUCUCGCAUGAAUUGUUUCACUGGCUCUUAGGACGCUCCAGUAUAGGUCCUGGUUGUCAAUAAGUUGUUGUCAGUGCACAUUCAUGCUCACGAGCAAUGUAAGAAGAGUAAUAGUUAAUUUUAAGCUUGGUGCAUACACAAGAAGAACUUUUUUCAGUCCGUGCGUCUUGGUCUCUUAUGAACUGAGUUGGUUAUCGUGUUAUAUUUAUAGACUGCACACAAUAUGUUACACUGUCAGGAGACAAAGGCAAUUUUACAAGUCCGGGAGGGUAUCAAGGUUAUCCUAAUGACACGUCGUGCAGGUAUGCUAAGCUGUUAUGAAUAUUGGCCAUUUAGAGGCUUCGCGUGAGACUGCGUCAGUGUUGUACCGAAUUGCACUAUGGGACUUUUUUGAAGUUGAAUUUUGACGCAGUUUCCCUGGCAACGUCGUAAUCGCCAAUACAAAUGAGACAGUAUCCUCAAAAAAGUACCAUGGUGCAAUUCGACAGAGUCCACCCAGUCUCACGUGAAACGAAUGUCUGGGACUCCCUUCCUUACCCUACUGAGUUUUUUUUACACCCCUACCCCCAGAGAGAGUACGGACGGGCGUACGCUGACCUCAUAACCAAAUUUUCUGGCAUCGAUAGGUUUCCAUUUUUUCUAGGUAUGAGAAUCUACUGCGCAUGCGGACGCUCCGCUAAAAGCUCCUGAGACACUUGAUUUGAGUCAAUUUGAGUCGAAAAUCUAUCGUAAUCGCAUAGUCUGCGAGGAGAAUGAACAAUUUAAAUCGGUCCCUUGCCAACUGAAGCUAACACCCUGUGAUGGAUCCACCUCCACCCUCCGUGCAUACUUUCAAUCCCAAAUCUCGCCCUCAUUUUGCUAUAAAAUCCUGGAUCCGAGCCUCAAAUAAGGGAAAUCUCGAAUCCCGAGUUUCAUGUAAGGAAAAUCCCGAAUCCCGAACUUCAAAUAAGGGUAAUCCCGAAUACCGAGCUUCAAAUAAGGGAAAUCCCGAAUCCCGAACUUCAAGUAAGGGAAAUCCCGGAUCCCGAGCUUCAAAUAAGAGAUCCCGAAAAACAUAUUGUGAACCCUCAAUAUUGUUAGUUUUUGUUUGCGCGUGAGACUAGCUGGAUCUAUUGCGAAGUUACGAAGGAAACUGGGUCAAAAUUGGUUUACCAAAACAGUCCCAUGAUGGGGCAAAUCGACACAAAAACGACCCAAUCUCACAGGCAAACUUUGAACGUCUCCUCGCAGAAACCACUAUAAAAUGGGCACCUCUCUGUAGCGGACAGAGAUACCACAUACUACAGACGCCUUGGUCUCCCAUGCAGACGUUCCUAGGGCUUCGACACGCGUUCCUACCCAUCCUGUUCGUGGAGGAGGGACUACUCGUGACUGUGACAAAGCCCUAGGUGUGGGGGCUGGGGAGAGAGAGGGCGGCUCUCUCCUAUAUUUUCCCGCCAUCAUCCCCUUCCCCAGAUCGCGCGCGGUGUAUUUUCGCGACUUCCCUCCUAUAGGUAAGAGCCUAGCACAGGCUACGUCCAUGGUCGUCUGAAAGUGUACAUUCGAUGGUUAAUGCUUUGGCUAAUGCCACAAAUCCUUAGCAUUCAAACACACUCAAAAGUCGUCCAUGGUUUCAAAUGAAUACAUUCUUUUUCUAUUUCUGUUUUUUGCCCUUUAGUAGCAACUUUGUGGCUGAUAACUAAAUGCCGUUCUCUUUCACAUCUUGCAAUAGCCCACGUUCGAUAUAUUAAAAUUCCGACAUAACUCCGAGGUUUUCUGUCAUAUUUCUCUACUUGGUUUGGUUUUCUCAAAGUCUCUUCCGGGAUUUGCAAAACAAUAAAGUCGUUAAAAUGUUGCAAUUUUGUCCGUUAAACCUCAACCCCCAAUGUCAGAAUUUUGAUAUAUCGAGCUUGGCCUAUUACUACAAUCAUUUUUACGAUAUCCUAUGCUUUUCAUAGUCAUUGAUAACACCAAUUCUCUCUGCCUUUUCCUUCCUUUCAUAGCUGGGUGAUAUACGGAGCGUUCAACGCCAGGAUAAGCGUCACCUUCCACGACUUUGAUCUCGAGACGAGUAAGACUUGUGCACCGUAUGAUGUAGUCAAGUUGUCAGACAAGUGUAACGGGUCAAAAGUUUGGUCGGAUAAUCUGCAGCCCGAAGAUGAUAUUGGCAAUGGAGACUUUAUCGAUGGCUACUGUCGUAAUUUGACGAGGUUUACUGUCAUUUCACGUUGCAAUAACAUGCGUAUAGCGUUCAAAUCUGACGAUUCAGUCACGGGAAGAGGAUUUAACGCAACGUACAAGAUAAUCCUGGACAAAAGUGAGCACUCCUUCUCUCUAUAGCCCUUUUUACGCAAGCCUGAGAAAAAAGCGUACUUUUCGCUACUUCACCACUGGUUUUCCCACGAAAUGACGUCAGAGGAACGACUGCAUGAUUUCCAUACUGAUGACGUGUCACUUACCAGAUCUGUGUCGUGUUUCAGAUUGGCUGAAGCAAGACAUGGCCAGUCAGAAGCACUACCCAGAUCUUCGUAGUAACACGCGCUCGGCCGUCUUAACAUUACGGGCUAGAUUAACCAUAGGCGUUUUAAAAAGGUUGAGACUACUUUUGUGACUUCAGUGCACUCAAGAGGAGGAAAUCUUUCGAAUACAUCGGAAUAUUCCGUCUCUUGCGCGUCGGAAGUCCUCGGAAGUUGUCGGAAGUCAUCCAUGCCGUAUCCAUCCAUCCAUCCAUCCAUCCAUCCAUCCAUUCCUUCCUCCUACGCUAUAUAUAAGUCAGUUAGUCUGUCUGUCUCUCAAUAGCCAGUCAGUCAGCCAGUAAGUCAAUCAACUAGUCAUUCAUUCAUUCAUUCAUUCACUUUUGCAAGUUCUCUUCCCUUUGAUGUUCAUCAUUGAAUUCAUAAAACAAAUCAUACUGCUUUUUGUCUUGUCAUUAUCCGUUACAGAAAAACCAGUAAUAAAGUCUUUCUGUGAAAACAGCACCAAUAUAAACUGCUCGACCAAAAAGGAAGCAACAGAAAAAGACAAAUUGCGCCUCUGGUGUGAAAUCGAGGCGUACCCUGAGGCAGAGGUGAAAUGGGAAUACUUGGGGGCAAACUCUUCAAAUACCAACGGAACACUCGACACCAAAGAGAGGCGUAUGAUCAACUAUCGCAAUGGAACGCUAGAGAUACAAUCACUGAAGAGAAGUGAUACAGGAUACUACAAGUGUUCCGCAAACAACUCGCAGGGAAAGGAUGAGGAUACGAUGUAUUUGCGCGUUAAAGGUAGGCGGCAAAGGACGUUGAACGCCGGGGCUCUUCUUAGGCCAGUGCCAAACGUCGAACUUUUCAUGGGACGAACCAAACUGGGCGGAUUAAGUUCAUAAAAAUUUCGACUUCUGACCCCGUCUGCUUCAAAUGAUGAAGUAUGACUGGUCUGACCCAAAAGACGAAUUUCAAUUAAUUUAGGUUGACCCAAAUAUAAUUACAAUUUGGUUCGUCUCAUGAAAGUUCUACGUCUGGCCUUAAUUUUUUUCCAGUGCUGAUAAACUAUAGGAGCUGAGGAAAGACGACAGGUUAAAUUCAAAGCAGUCGCGGCAAGUGCUUGUGGCCAACAUCAAGGGCGGGACGGAAAAACCAAUUUUUAGUGUCUUUGUUUGCUUGGAGAAAUCUAGAAAAGGGCUUUUAAGCUACGGUUGUUCCUACGUCUGCUGCAAAAUGAACUGGAAUUCUGUAGUGUUGCUUCUAAUGAGAGUGGAAAUCCGGAAAAGCCUGAGAAAAACCUCCCAGAGCAAGGGAGAUAACCAACAGGAAUCUCAACCCACGUGUGACGACGACUCCAGGAUUCGAACCCGUUGGCAAUUUCCAUCUCACCGCUGCGCAGUCUCCCUCGCAGCCGUUUUUAGUAUCGUCACGCGUUGCGUGACGAUACUAAAAACGGCUGCGAGGGAGACUAACCGCUGCGCAGCGGCUGGCAAUUCUAGUCUAAAGGGGCCUUGCCACGAGGAUAUUGAUGUUUUAGGUAAAUUCUGUGCCAAACUCAGUAAUAACUGCCUUUACUUAUUACUCAAACGGACAGACCUUUUCGUAGCUCAAAUGAUCAUGUAGAAAUGGAGGUCUCAUCCCACGUAAGGGAAUUUCCAAGACAGUCCCGAAUUCGCGUUUUCCACGCCGUGGAUUCCUGAUUCCAGGUGCCGGAUUCCAGUACAGUAAAGGGUCUUUGAUACGCGGGUUUCCCCGCUUAUUUACCCGACGGCUAUGCCAUGCUGACGAGCCCCAAUAGGGGCGAAACAGCUGAUUGAUAGCUACCACUGCCGGGGGGAUAUGGUUGUGCGCAUGCGUAAGGUACUGGCCAUACCGCUGACCGCGGAGUUGGUACGUGUACUUCAGUGCUUAAUUUACCGGAUUCCAGUCUUUGUCAGUGGAACUUGGAUUCUGGAUUCCAAUCGUUUGUGGGAUCCCAGAUUCCUUGAGCUGUUUUCCGGAUUACAAAGCCCAGGAUUCCGGAUUCCAUAAGCAAAAUAUUCCGGGAUUCCGAAAUUCGAAUUCCCUUACAUGCGGCGACUGGUCUCAUCAGUAAUAAGAGACGUCAAAUAAAUAAUUAAUUCUUACGUGCUCAACGGCACUGACGCUUAAAUAAGUUAGGUGUGUGUGCGCUAAAAUGUCAUGCUGAAAGCUAAUUGUGUAACUUUGUUUGGCUUUCAGAAAAGUGCAAGUGUCCAAAAAUAAUUCACGCCAACUGGUACAAUAUCCCACCCUACGUAGAGCACCAUUCCGGGAGAGAUCCCUCGGGACUGUUCCCGUUUUUACUCGGGAAAAUUGUUAAACAAUGCUGUGGAAAUUGCACAGGCGGUGACGGAGAGUCUGAGAUCUCUUAUUCCAAGCGCCAAGAAACACUGGUAAGGAUAUUUUUAAAGAACACUUAACAGAUAAAGAGGACUUUGCAGUUCUUAGUUCUUUUCUAAGGUGGAUUUACACUGUCGCGUAGUUUUACAAGCGUACGCAAGUAAAUUUUGCAUGCAUAAAUAAAAUAGAGGCAAUGUAUGAAAGUUCGCGCUUAAAUGUAUAAAGUAGGACCUAGCUCAACGUUAACGUUUACGCGCUAUUCGCCGCCAUUGAUGGUUGGUUUUUGCUUAGUACUAGGAUAAUAAUAAUAAUAAUAAUAAUAAUAAUAAUAAUAAUAAUAAUGAUAAUGAUAAUGAUCGUUUAUUCAACCUUUUUGCAGCAUAAACUGAAUUACUAGGCUGGUCAUUAAUUAGAUACAAAUACUUCGGGAUUAUGACACGUAAAUAUAACUGUUAAUGUUAAGACAUAUCACAUUUCGCUAUUUUAAACGUGAUUCUGGUAUUUGAUGGUGCAAAACUUUCCAAAUCUGUCAGUUCUUGAGGAGGCAGGCACAGAAACAGUUUCUUCUGUUCUAAGGGCGUACGGUCUUGUGUGUGCAACUCGCGGCAUUAAGUUUCGUAGCAGGUCGGAAGAAGAGUAACUUCGCUUGAGAAAUGUUAUGCACGCAUCCUCCCUCCUCUGGCGCAGCAAAAUUAAGCCUGAUUUGUUGAGCGCGUCCUCAUAGCACAGAGAAGGAAAAAUAUUUUUAGCGCCCUCUUUUGUAUUGAUUCAAUUUGACCACUUAAGUAUUGCGUGAGGCCAGCCCAAGCGGGACUCGCAUACUCUAAAACAGACCUGAUGAUAACUUCCGGAUCGUUAUGCGUUUCUAGCACUACUCCCUCCGCCUACCCCUCCCCCGAUCUUCCAAGCGAAAACAGUUUGCAUGGUGCUAGGAUCUUCCUAGCUCUCUGCCUUCGCUAGGAAGAUCGGGGGAGGGGUAGGCAGAGGGAGUAGUGCUAGGAGGAGUAGUGCUAGGGACAAUUACAACCCUUGCAUGUAUUGCUUGUAUGUAUAUUAAAAAAAGACAAAAGCGCUAGGAUGAUCCGCGUUCUAGGAUCCUCCUGGUGCUAGGAUCUCCCUUCCUUCCAUGUAAAGAGCCUCUAGGUUUAACUUCUAAUUGGAAGAAAUCUGCAUUCCUUUUUUACUAGCUUGUUAUUGUGUCGUUUUAUCACACUCUUACCAAACUGUACAUGGCCGGCAUUCCUCUCUUGUUCGUACUCUUAGACAUUUUCUCCUGUUACGUUUAAAACAGGUUGACAUCAAAGCCAGUCAAAACCUGGAUCAACCUGACACCAUCACGUUUCCAAUCAGUGGGAAAAAAGCCGAUCGCUACUAUCAGACUUCCUACAAGUUCAUGCCUCUGAUAGGAUCUCCCGGCGUCGCAUUCAUUGUUGUUGAUGACCCACCCGGCACCUCAGCGAACGCUGUGUUCAACUCUGUUCUAUCUGGAUGGCCUGUGUUGGUACUUACAUUACUGAUGGCGUUACUGUCCGGUAUCAUCAUGUGGGGACUGGUAAGUAGUGAACGAGAAUUCCUUGGGUAGCCUGUGUCAGGCUAUCAGAUAGUAGGGACGUGGCGAGAAUAAAACAAUCCAAGCGCAAAUAUGACGCGAGCGAUCUGGGGAAGGGACUGUUCUAUCUCUCCCCAUCCCUCGCGCGUUUUUUGCAUCACUUUCUACUGCACGACUGUACAUCAUUAUCUUGGAGACUGGAACAGGCUCUCCCUGGGGACUGCACAGUAUCCCUCUCCCAUCCAUAUUAAAUUCUGCGCGUCUUUUGCAUCACUCUUUACUCAAAACGACUGUACAUCAUUAUCUUGGAGACUGGAACAGGUCUAUGGCUACAAUCCCUCCGGACUGCACAGUAUCCCUCUGAUACUAGUUUUUCUGAUCUGUUUUCCGGCAUAUUUCGUUUGCGGUCCUUUGCAGUCCUUUGUGAUUAAUGUUUGUAGUUUCCUGUAGCUCUCGGCCAGCAGAGGCCUUCGAAGGUCCUUUCCCGAAAAUCCCCGCUGGCUGAGUAACUAGUAAGAGAGGUGGAUUUUCAGCGGGUCAAACUAAAGCUACGGGAAAACGGGCAACAAAAAACUCGCAACUUGUCACGCAACAAUGAUGCAAAACGAAUUGAAUAACGAUGUUGCGCGUCUUACCACACAUAUCAAACCUGUCUUACAACAAAUCAGGUUGUUAAGCCUUUAAUCCCUAAGAGUGAACAUCAUCAAAUUUCUCCUUGUAAUAUCAAUGCUUUGUAAAACAGAGUGGUCAUGAGAAUUACGAACAUGAUCACACAAGAUGAAUGUGCUUGAUAUUUUAUCAACUUCUCCCCACUACUUCUGUAGGAAAUGAAUAGGGGUAACAAAUGAGAAUUCCAAUUUUGAUCUUAGGGUUUAAAGGGUUAAAAGCUAAUGUCACAAACCUUGGGUAAUGUCAGCAUGGAAUUGCUGGAGUCUGAGAGCUUUGUCCAACUUGGCCUUCUUGAUGUCUGCAGCAUUUCGAAGAUUUGCCCAUCUGAAAACAAGUCAUUGCAGAUAUUCAAUUUCUUAAAACUCUUCCUGUUUGAACAUGGGUGAUAAAACGCGCAACAUCGCUUUUCAACUUGUUCUGCAGCAGUGUUGCAAAACGAGUCGCACGUUUUUAAACUGGACGCGCAGUUCAUAUCAGGAACGGAUAACUUCUCAUUACAAAAACUCUUUAAUCCUUUUAAGUUUCUUCGUAAUUAUCAAGUUUCAAUAGAUCGCUUCGUUACGGAGACACCCAAUAAAGAUCAAGCAACAAAACUGUGGCUCUAGUACGGGUAAAGUGAUGUAAAAUCACCAUAAUGCGUUAUGUUUUAGGACACGUGGUACAAUCCUGACGAAUUUCCCAGGUCGUUCAUUAAGGGGAGUGGAGAAGGUUUUUGGUGGGCAUUUGUUACCAUGACAACAGUUGGGUGAGUACAAACAGUCACUGAACGAAGAAUAAAAAAGGUUUUUGUGUGUCUGAAGCGUGUGCCGGCACAAAGAGGUCUACACGAUAACGACCUAACCCUUAAAACCCUUACCAACCACGGCACUGAGGUUUUUGUAAUAUAAAGCAAAUCCAUGAUAGUACACUACCGGAAAUCGUACAUGAUUAAGUUACGUUUCUUAAACAUAGGGAGCGUCCUCGAUAGGGAUAACCUCUGACGUUCCCUUUUAGGUAUUCUCACAUAAUCAAUAUUUGAUUUGAUUUGAUUUGAAAGAUCAAGUGAGUCCUCCGUAGAUAGAACGCCAACCUACCGGCACUGGACUGGAUGAUGGAGUGUCGUAGAGUGAAGCUAAAUUUGAGUGAAAACGCUUAAUUGAAUGUAUAUAGAUAGAAACUCAUCUAUUCCUCUGCCCUUUACAGCUACGGUGAUCGUUCUCCUCGAGGAUUCGUGGCGCGUAUUUUUGCAAUAAUCUGGGUACUAGUUGGCCUCGUUAUCACGUCGAUAUUUACGGGUGUCGUUACCACGUCUCUCACGGCCAUAACGCUGAGUACUGAUGUGAAGCUUUACGGCACUAAGGUAAGUUUAAAUGAGCUAUGGCAUGAUUUUUUCGUAUUACAUUCAUCAUCAUCAUUAUCGGUCGACCGAAGAGCAGUCGAUCGUAACUCGUCUCCUACUUGCUCGGUCUUAGGCAAUGCGCACGAUGUCAUCCUCUAAGAAAUGCUUUUUGGGGUCUAUCCAUUCCUGGACUCGGUGGGAAAAGCGAUCUCCCAGGGGAUCUUCUCCCGUGGGAGAGCUCAUACAACGCGUAGAUCUUAGCGGGUUCGUCCUGUGGCCAAGGAACUUGAGCUGACGUGAGAUGACCGUCGAUAGCAAAGUGCUAGUGCCAGUGGGUUCGUAGAUUCAGUCACUUAUGACUUUGUCAAACUUUUGAUGUUCAAAAUGUUCCUUUAACAUGAGGUGGCAAAAGCUUUCCGUUCCACACCCAUGUCUUUGGUGAUUAUCUACCUACGUUUCGAAGUGAUUCAGUAGAACGGAAAGACAUAUUGUUCUAAAGAGGCGCAGUUUCAGGUCCAAAGGUACUGUCUGCGAAUAGCAGAUCUUGUCUAGGCUCCAGAUAGCACACCGUGCGAGAGCCUUCCGACGCUUGGAGGUAUUACUUUAAAACCCUAAAAACACAUUGGAAGCAAAGAAAACCCUGAAAUAAUAGUUCAGUCAGACCGACCGUCAUAGGCUUAACCAACUUUUAUUUGUUUCCUUUAGAUUGCAGCAGUUGCAAAUUCCACCGAGUACAGAUUAGGACUCAACAAGAACGCGAAAAUGCAAGGUAAGUGUCAAAACACGUUUGGUUAUGUUUGAAGAGCGCUUGCGAAAGAAUAAUGACAAUCACCACGACAAAUUUCUUGAUUUCUGUCAACCUAGGUGACCACUCGUUCGCACUGAUCAAUUUGACGGCGAACACGGUUUUAUUAGGUUUAAUAUUUUAGUAUUCCUUAACCAGCCUCAUUCCCAUCGUCCUCGGCGAUUUCGGCUGUGACGUCACCCUGGUAAACGAAUCGCCCUCGGUUCCAAGCCUCCUCUGCUCACUCGGAUAGUGCGAACUGGCCUGGAGACGAGGCUCUUCCUUAACGUCAUUCACCUGGGUAACAUCAGCAAAGGCGGGGUACAUGUCCCUAAUACAUAUCCUAGCAACACGUCCGCUUGUUUGCGUUGAAUAGCACACGCGCCUAUCCUUAACACAGUCGACCACUGAAAAAAAAAACUACCUGCAUGUUGCCGCAUGAGAGCGAGGAUCCAAAUUCACCAAUCACUAAUAGCCACAGAUAUCCAAGGACCUACAAGUAGCUAGUGUGAAGCAGUUAGAUGGACUUCAGUAGACAACAAAAAUUUUGAAAAAAAUAGGCAGGAUGUCAUAUCAUAAACUUUUUUCAUACAACAUUCAGUUUCCUUGAUGAGAAUUUUCGUCCGGCAACAGCUUUGAUGGUGUCGCUAUUAAUCCUGCCUAGCCAGCCGACACCAUUGCCUUAUUAAGGCCCCGUAUAUAGGAGAAAAGUUGUCGGGGAAAGAGGUUCACCCUCCUAACCAAGCCAACUUUAGCGAGCGUUUUUAUGAGAAAAAAGUGGCCCCUUUGACCGAUCCAAGAGCUGACAACAGCCCUUGCGCAUGCUCUGAUUGUCUCGCCUUGACCGAGUUUACCCGGCUGGGCGAGCCUAUGUGUCAUCAAUAGCAAGUGACCCUCCUGGGAAAAUCACCCUUCUAGCAGAUCCAACUUUUUGUUUCUCAUGUACACGGCCGCCACGUUUUGUAAGGAAAUUUACGAAAAGGUUGGCUCUUCCACUGUGGCUCGGGUAAGCGAGGGACCCGUUUACCCGCGGGACAAGUUUUCUCCUUGUAAACAGGGCCGUAGCAAUAAAAGUCAAACUACGAUGAAUAACAUAUCUUUCAUUGAACUAAUUUUUUUUCACGCAGCAUACAAUGACUUGGUGUCUAUUGUGGGCCCACUGAAAGACAGACAAUUCAAAGGUGUUCUAGUGGACACUUAUGUCGCUGGAGAAAUGAAAGAAUUAUCUAGCGAAGAGCUACGAGUAAAUAAAAUCAUCGAUCAUAACUCAUACUAUGGAGUUGUAUUCGGAGAGGGACGAUUGUCAGGAAAGACCUUUCAGAACUGCUUCGAGGACUACGUUCUCUCAAACCAAGCUGAAAUCUUCAAAGAAGUAAAAGCGAAAACCAAGCCAAUGGAGGUAAGUUUUUUUUCGGAAAUCUUUUAAACUCGCUAUGUUUUGGUUAAUGAGUCAAACUCGGUGGGUAGCUUUAUGGUUAUUUUACUUCUUUUGAAGAUUAGAUAAAGGACUUCACAAAAUGCUAAUGUCAACACUCGCAUGGAUCUUUCAUACUAAAAGAUGAUUAACAAUUGUGUUCACACGUCUGUCAGAAAGAAAGCCCUUUAAGGGGUUACACUGGCGUAGAACAUUAGACCAACGAUGCCCUGAUAUUAUUGAGUUCAUAUAUCAUUCACCAACACCAGCCUUUUUUAGAGAGUACACUCACAUGGACGAUCACACAAGGCAAAUUACUGAUACUUCCAGGUUCACACAUUUAUCACCAACUACAGUCUUUUUAAUAAAGAUCACAGUAAGACAAACUACUGAUGAUACUUUAUUCAUCCAUCAGCAACACCACUUUCACUAGACAAACUACAUUCUCGUCCCAAGAGCCACUCGGCUUCAUUCAUAACGACCGAUACCACGUGACCAAAAGAAACGAAGGGGUCUGGGAACGAGAAUAGACAACCUACAGUUUCGUCCCCAGAGCCACUCGGCUUAAUUUGUAGCCAUCGAGAUAACGUGAUUAAAAGGAACUAUGGGGUCUGGGAACGAUAAUGGACGAACUACUGAUGUCAUUGACUUCAAUAAAUGUAUUAUUUCGUUUUUCUUAUUGUUUCGUAGGAGCCAAAAGAGAGUGCAGCCGUUGAGCGCUCAUCCGGCUUAUUUGACGCCAACUCUCCUCUGUUCCGGAACUCCAUUUAUACCUGCAUUGGCUUGCUGCUGUUUUUGUCGGCUUGUGGCAUUAUCUGGGACUACGGAUACAUGAGGCACUGGAGGAAAAAGGCAGAGAUGGGUAAGACGAAAGGCUAAUGUCAUGUUAUACUUGUUCCCUGGGCACGAUGCCCGUUUACGGUACUCGAUGUGCACUAAUGUGAACUCACCAUUUUUUAAGUACCCGCGCCACAAUACCACCAUGUCAUUUCUUUCGUAACCUUACAAGUCUACCUCCUCCUCAGGCGCUUCGUUUUUUACAUAGAGGCUAGCGCGAAACGCGUGUGACACGCGAGUGACUGGUGACGAAGCGCAAGGCCCGUUCUCUCCUUUUCGCCCUUUUGCACGCAUGGAGAGAGAGAGAGAGUCAGCUUUAAAGUUAUAAUGGCCCUUAUGUGUGUUACAUCAGCCGAGCAAAUUUCACCACCAAGCCUUGUUUGUGAACAAAAUUCUUUGCAUUUUCACUCUGUGUGCAUGAGUAUUCUUUUCAAAACAACUAUCUUGGGAAUUCAUAUUUGUAACAUUUGUAGAAGGCUUACAUGUAAUAACUGACCUAAAUUUAAAAAAAAAUCCUAAAUGUAAUGAGAUUUAACCCUAAAUGUAAUUUUAAGUCUUAAAUGUAAUAACAUUUGGAGUGUGACAACAUUCGGUCUUAUAUGGUAUGACGUCAUGCUAACGUCAUCAGUGACGUAAGUAACGCGUCGUAAACCAUCUAAGUAGUUAGAAAAAUGGCCACGUGAUCUUUCGCGCCAUCUGUCACGAAAAUCAGUCACGUCAUCGUCAACCUCAAGACCAACUGAUUACAACGCCCACGUGACCAAUGAAAACAUCAAUCACGUGUCUUCUUAGCUUUGGAAAGUUUACCUUCUUUUUUCCUCUUACUUACAACUUUCUUUGCUUUACUUCAGAAUAGUUUUUUUGGACUCCUAAAAGUGACAUUAGACGGAUUAAGAAAUAGGGAGUUUGAGAUACCACGAUGGCGACGGCCACGAAAACGUCGCUUAAAAAGUGAAUUUGCAUUCUUUCAAUCUCUAUCGCGAUUACUCCAACUCAUAUACUUUGUCAAAAGUAAGUGAACUGUUUUUGAGCCGAUUCCUAAGAACCCUAUUCAAGUUCAGAAAGAGAAAGAAAAUUUAACCGUAGUUUGUUUACGUCCUCCAAAGGACGUGAAAUUAUAGGCAUUUUCCCGUCGUAGUCGUGCAGUGACGGCGAAGAAAUGUACAAAAAAGCGUGAUGCACGUGCAUUGUUGUUGUUUUGCCUAUUCAACUUAUUGCUUUUGGGGCGUUCCCGUUGCCGUCGCCGUCGUCGGAUCUUAAGGUCCCUAACUGAAAAAGCGACGGCGGUGACGAAGGUGCGCGCAGAUCUGAAAACGAGCUUGACCAAUGGCAAGAUUUUCGAAACGAGGCUUGGUGGUAAGAUUUGCUCGUUUGACGUAAACAUUCAUGAGGGAUAUUCGUCACUUUAGACACGGGCAGGGAACUGGGCCGAGUUAACUUUCGCAAAGACUUCUGGGACUGUUACUAGAGUGGCCAAUUACUACGAUCCCAGAAGAGUUAGCGAAACUAAACUCGGCUUAGUUUCCUUGUAGCCUGUUGUUCCAGGCUUUCAAAAUGCUUUUCCUUCUCGUUUAUAAGGCUGCGAAUUCUGUGUACUACUCCUACCUCCCCGCCUCCUAACUAAAAAAGCCUUUUUUUUCUCCAUUUAUGCCAUCAGAACACUAUAGCUUGGGUUUGUUCUUAUUGCAGAUGAACUCGAACUUCUCGGAGGGCCUGGAUACGAAAUGGCCAAAAGGAAUCUGGACAUGAUGGACUCGCUGAUGCAAGAAGUUCAGGAGUUUUACGACAACUGGACGAAGCGACUCGACGAUAUCACAGCUAGACAUGAAGAGGAACACAGACUACAAGCCAAAAAGAAAAACUAG
Molecule: messenger RNA, 16912 nt
Organism: Porites lobata
Lineage: Eukaryota; Metazoa; Cnidaria; Anthozoa; Scleractinia; Poritidae
Source: the annotation of a GenBank genome assembly